GUUUGCGUACAGUAGGGGAGCUCCGUUUCUCCGCACAGACGGAGAGCCCGCAAGCGCACCUCGGAGCAUCGGUGAGCGGCGGACAGCGGGAUGCGGCACGGCGGCGUGUAGCGGAUCUACCAACACCAAACCAGUGGACCUCAAUAUAUAUUUUUAUCGUCGAUAUUGAUGGAUUUUUCUUUUUUUUUCCCCUCACCGAGUGAGUCAGACGUGGAUCUGCAAUGAAGCGUCGAUCCAAUGCGUGAGAGCUGCUGACUGUCUGUGCAUCCGUGAGCUAAUAUCCCAGACAAUAAGCACAGGGAAUUAUCCAUUAGGCGCAGUGGCAUGUUUUAUGAAUUAUGUCGGUGGUUAGAGGAGUAUGUGUUAUUUAAUGCUUCGUCUAUUUUAUUCAUGAUAUGACCCAGAACCAUUCUGCAUUUGUCAUUAAUGAUUUUGAUAUUGAAAAAUCAAUUGAUUCACAAUUCACAGGCAGACAGGCUAAUUAAAGGCACCAUUGCACCGCAGCGUGUCCUAUUUUUUGUUUUUUUUGCAAACAGAAGCCAGACAUGUCAAAAAAUAAGAGCAGCGAGUCAGUCAAGGUGGUAGUUCGAUGCCGUCCUUUGAACCGGAAGGAGGAGUCCCACGGGCCUGCGGGGGGCAUCGUGCAAAUGGACGUGCGGCUCGGACAGGUGAUCCUCAGAAACCCUCGAGCGCCAGCCAGCGAGCCCCAGAAAACAUUCACCUUCGACGCGGUUUACGAUGGAAACUCCAAACAGGGAGACCUGUAUGACGAGAGCGUGCGCCCGCUGAUAGAUUCGGUGCUUGCAGGGUUCAAUGGCACCAUAUUUGCGUACGGACAAACAGGAACCGGGAAGACGUACACCAUGCAGGGGGCGUGGAUGGACCCGGAGAAACGAGGCGUGAUCCCCAACGCUUUCGACCACAUCUUCACGCACAUAUCCCGCUCGCAGUCCGACAAGCAGUACCUGGUGCGGGCGUCCUACCUCGAGAUCUACCUGGAGGAGGUUCUGGAUCUCCUCGAUCCCAACCACGGCACCGCCAGAGCCCUGGAGCUCCGGGAGAGCCCGGAGUCCGGGGUGUACGUGCGUGACCUCACAUCGUGCGUCUGCAAGAGCAUCAAGGAGAUCGAGGAGGUGAUGAACGUGGGCAACCAGGCGAGGGCGGUGGGGGCCACGGACAUGAACGAGCACUCGUCUCGGUCCCACGCCUUGUUCCUGAUCACAGUGGAGUGCAGCCAGCCCGGACCCGACGGGAGGAAACACAUCCGGGUCGGCCGACUCAAUCUGGUGGAUCUGGCUGGCAGCGAGCGCCAAGCCAAGACGGGCGUCCAGGGAGAGCGCCUGAAGGAGGCCGCCAAGAUCAACCUCUCCUUGUCGGCGCUGGGGAACGUGAUCUCAGCUCUGGCGGACGGGCGCAGCGGCCACGUGCCGUACCGGGACUCCAAACUCACCCGGCUGCUGCAGGACUCUUUGGGCGGGAAUGCAAAGACCGUCAUGGUCGCCACCUUGGGCCCGGCCCCCCAGCACUACGACGAGACCCUCACCACCCUCCGCUACGCCAACCGGGCCAAGAACAUCCAGAACCAACCCAGAGUCAACGAGGACCCCAAGGAUGCUCUCCUGCGCGAGUUCCAGAUGGAGAUUGCUCGCCUCAGGGCCCAGCUCCACCACAGGAAGUGGAGGAGCAAACAGAAGAAGGAGCAGGUGGACGGCGACGGCUGGGAGAGAGACGGCGAUGAAGAGUCUGAGGGUGAGGAGGAUGAGGAGGAAGGGGUUGAGAAGGAGGCGGAGGAGUACGUGAAGAUGGAGGAGCAGCGGUUGGAGAGGGAAAAACAGGACAUCAGAGAAGAUCAAUUCAUGUUGGCGGAUGAGAAGCAGAGGCUCCUGGGAGAGAAGGAGAGGAUGAUGGGAGUUCUGCGGAAGGAGCAAGAAGCCACCGAGCAACUGACCGCCAAGUACAAGGCGAUGGAGAGCAAGCUGCUGGUCGGCGGGAAGAACAUCAUCGAUCACACCAACGAGCAGCAGAAGAUGCUGGAGGGGAAAAGGCACGAGAUUGCUGAGCAGACACGCAGCGAGAGGGAGAUACAGCAGCAGAUGUUGGUCCAGGACGAAGAGACAGUGGAGCUGAGGGAGACUUUCACUUCACUGCAACAGGAGGUGGAGGCCAAGACCAAGAAACUCAAGAAGUACCUCAAGCUUUACGCCAAGCUCCAGUGCAUCAAAGCGGAGAUCCAGGACGUGAACGACGAGCACGUGAGGAGCCGACAGGAGCUGGAACAGACUCAGAACGAGCUCACCAGAGAGCUCAAGUUCAAGUAUCUGAUCAUAGAAAACUUCAUCCCCCCAGAGGAGAAGAAUAAGAUCAUGAACCGACUGACCUUUGACACCGAAGAGGAUCAGUGGAAGUUUCAGCCCCUUGUUCCUGCUGAAAGUAAAUCCUUACAGAUGAAGAAAAGGCCGGCGUCUGCAGUUGGUUACAAACGACCAAUCAGCCAGUAUGCCAGGGUUGCCAUAGCGACGGGAGCUCACUCCAGAUACAGAGCUGAGAACAUCAUGUUUCUGGAGCUCGACAUGACUCCUCCAAACUCCGCCUCACUGGAUCGCUCGGCGGAGUCGGAGCAGAAACAAAGUCUCUCUCUGGACAACUCGCCCACAAAGGACCGAAGCGUCUGCAAGUCUCGCUCCUGGUGCCAGACUCCAAAAUCCAUCACAUCCUCCUCUUCCAAUGUCUCCCUGGCAGCACGUCACACUGCCACACCGAUGACCGCGCAGUAAAGCUUUAACAGAGAGGGUUUCUUUUUUUAAAUUCUUAUUUAUUCAAUUUGUCCUUCUUUUUCUUCUUUCUGCUUUGGCCAGUGAUCCUUUUAAACACCUCUUCAGCUGGGACACAAACGCAAACCUCCACCUCUUUCAGUCCAAAGAGGUGAUAAACUAAAGUAGGAAGUGAUCUACAGGAAGCUAAAUGACCUGAUGAACCUCAGAAACUCUAUAAAACACAACUUCCUGCUGCUCUACGGAUGUAAAAUCGCUCCAGAACCCUUUCGUCCUUUGCAUGAGCCUCGGAUCAUCCUUUUAAAGCAACUGGCUGCAGUGCUGUACUGCCUAGACUCUAGAUGUGUGUAUGUGUGUACAGGGUUGUAUGAUUUCCUCUUUGUGUGUGUAAAUGUGAUCGAUGCAGAUCUAAAAGCUCACAAACUGCUUGAAUCCCCUGUAACAUACCAGUGUACAUAUUUCAUGUAUGUGGUCUGUUUUUUUGUGUAAAGGGGGAGUCAGCUGGAUGAGAAAUGAUGGAACAUAUGAUGUGAGCUGUUGUUGGUCAGACUGGGUGCCCUGAACCCUGAAUGAUGAUCUUUAUCAGUUGUGUCUCGUUAUUCCUCAUUGUGUCCUCCACUCCUUCUGAUUGAAAAGCAAAGCCUUACAAUAAUCCCAUUAAAAUAAAAAUGUUUCACUCACAUCAGGUCAACAGGAAAAGGCCACCAAGACACUUCAACGACUGACGAAAAUAUCCGUCUUUUAGAUAUGAGCUUUAUUCAACAAUUGAAUUACCUUAGUAACGACACUAGGUGGAAACAAUAGUUUGAUAACAUCUCAAGGUCUGCCUACUUGCUUUUUCCUGAACUAGAUUAGAUCUAUUCAAUGAAUGGAUUUUUUGUUGUUGUUAAAACACGUCUAAUUAUAUACCCUAAGUCACCAGAUAACGCACAAGUUAAACAAACUCAAACCUACUUACCAAAAAAAGCAAACUAAAGCAGGACUGAGAUUUAAAUAAAGACAACCUCUGUCCUCCAGGUGUAAAAAAAUCAGUGGAAAAGCAAACACCUUUUCCUCUGAAUGCUAAUAGAGACUCAGGUACGGCAGUUUUGCAUAAAGCGUCACACCUUCUCUAAGAUCGCCUGGUUUGCUGUUCAGUCAGCAGUCGGCUGUGUACAGUUUAGUGUCACUGGGUUCUUUACUUGCUGGAGGUCAAGCGCAGGCAGUGGGGGUCAGUCAGACUAAUUAUCACUGUAUUAUUAAUGCCAGAGAUCCUGUUGCUGCUGAAAACCCUGAUAGAUGUGAGGGAGCACAAGGCAUUCACUCACCAGUGUAAAGAAAGAAAGGUCAGAUUUCUUUUUUAACCAUUUUUUUCUACAGAACUUGAUACGUGACAUUUCUUGAUUCCUAAUUUGCGGAAUGUUUGACGAACCAAAUCUACAACCAUAUCCUCUGAUGGUGUAUCAGAAACAUGUGCUUGUGGAAAUUCACAGAAUUGUAUUGAGAUGUCUGUGACAGAGCAUUUUAGAGGCCUGUGACAUUUACUGCAAAUAGCUGGUUCCGUGACAGAAAAGGGGAUGAAUACUAACUAAUGAUUGAUUGAGAAAAUUAAAUAUAAUAAUAAUUAAUUGGAAAAAUGUCUCAAACAUUUGCAGAUGCACAGUGAGGAUUUUAUAUGUUCAGGCAUCGGACCCAGUCUGUGUCUGAGGCUUUAUGAAAAUGUGUCUAAUGGAAGUUAAAACAUUUGAUGAAGAGUCACCACAAAUGGAAGUGAUUCCAGUGAGUUGGUGCACAGUAUCUAUAUGAAAGAAUUUAUUGUACGUUCAGACAUUUCGGGGUGCUGUUCUUCAGAGAAAGCCAUUGCGAUACUAAUAUUCAAGCAAGAAAUAAAGAAUGAAAUGAAAAUAUCUACUUGAAA
Molecule: messenger RNA, 4668 nt
Organism: Gasterosteus aculeatus aculeatus (three-spined stickleback)
Lineage: Eukaryota; Metazoa; Chordata; Actinopteri; Perciformes; Gasterosteidae
Source: RefSeq, a predicted model, not a curated record